This is a messenger RNA of Nipponia nippon (crested ibis), 936 nucleotides long. RefSeq names its product solute carrier family 25 member 31 (gene SLC25A31). NCBI's taxonomy places the organism in Eukaryota, Metazoa, Chordata, Aves, Pelecaniformes, Threskiornithidae. Gene Ontology annotation, biological process: mitochondrial ATP transmembrane transport; mitochondrial ADP transmembrane transport; negative regulation of mitochondrial outer membrane permeabilization involved in apoptotic signaling pathway. Gene Ontology annotation, molecular function: ATP:ADP antiporter activity. Gene Ontology annotation, cellular component: mitochondrial inner membrane. The record is from RefSeq and is a predicted model, not a curated record.
AUGGUGGCCCCGCAGGGCAAGGACCUGUAUGAGCCCAUCUCCUUCAGGAAGGACCUGCUGGCCGGCGGUGUGGUGGCCGCCAUCUCCAAGAUGGCGGUGGCACCUGUCGAGCAGGUGUUGCUGCAGGGGCAGGCCUCGUCCCAGCAGAUCCAGGCGGACCAACAGUACAAGGGCAUGGUGGACCGCUUCGUGCGCAUCCACGGGGAGCAAGGAUUUUUCAGCUUUUGUUGUGGCAAUCUGGCAAAUAUUAUAUGGUCUUUCCCAACACAGGCUCUAAACUUUGCUUUUAAGGACAAAUACAAACAUAUUCUCUUGCCCAAAGUGGAUUAAAGAAAAACAGCAAUUUUUGUGUUUCAGUUCUGGAAAUGGUUUUCGGCAAACCUGGCUGCUGGCGGAGCAGGAGGAGCAACAGCCACGUGUGUAGUGUGCCCGUUAGACUUCGCAUGAACUCAUUUAGCGGCUGAUAUUGGGAAAGGUGCUGCUGAGCAACAGUUCCAGGGACUUGGUGACUGUAUUAUUAAAAUUGCAAAGACAGACGGACCUCCUGGCCUGUACCGGGGUUUUGGCGUUUCAGUACAGGGAAUCAUUGGAUACCCAGCCUCCUCUUUUGGAUGUUGUGACGCCAUUAAGGGAUUAUUGCGAAAUCCAAAACAAACUCCAUUCAUUGUUUCCUUUUUCAUUGUUCAAGUUGUGACUACUUGCUCAGGAACGCUGUCUUAUCCUUUUAACACUGUCAGGAGACGCACGAUGAUGCAGAGCAGGGAGACUGAACAUCAAGAUAAAGGGACCGUUGACUGCUUUAUGAAAAUAUACGAGCGAGAGGGGCUUAAUGCUUUCUUCCGUGGAGCAUUCCCCAACACCCUUCGUGGAACAGGAGGAGCCUUAGUGCUUGUUCUCUAUCACAAAAUUAAGGACAUUUUUAAGCUCGACGUUUGA